This is a messenger RNA of Beauveria bassiana ARSEF 2860, 1083 nucleotides long. RefSeq names its product oxidoreductase 2-nitropropane dioxygenase family, putative. The record is from RefSeq and is a predicted model, not a curated record. Bases 1 to 1083 code for a protein of 360 amino acids. Gene Ontology annotation, molecular function: nitronate monooxygenase activity. Lineage: Eukaryota; Fungi; Ascomycota; Sordariomycetes; Hypocreales; Cordycipitaceae. The transcript has a single exon.
AUGUGGGCGUCCCGACAGCGGCAGCACCUGGCCCUGCUUGCUCAGAGCUACAAGUGGCUCAAGGCUCCGUACAUCAUUGGCGCGCCAAUGCGGGCUCUCGCCGGCCCCGAGUUGGCGAUGGAGAUAUCAACGGCUGGUGGCCUGGGAUUUAUCGGGCCUCCCGUCAAGAUUGCCGACGCCGCCGUCGACUUGGCCAAGGCAUCGCAGCUUGCACGCGCCUCAACCUCACCAAUUUUCCAACAACAUCUAUCAAGCUCAGAGACCUUGCCUGUUGGCAUCGGCUUCCAGACAUGGACCACUGAUUUAAAUGAAGCACUGAGCACUUUGCGGCAGAACAAGCCGUGCGCGGUCUGGCUAUUCGCGCCGAAACGUGGCCAGGCAGAACUUGAUGAGUGGACGACGGCGCUUCGAAAUGCCGAGCCAAACAUCCAAAUCUGGAUCCAGGUUGGCACAUUGAGAGAAGCUGUUGCCGCGGCCACGAGCUCGUGGCCGCCCGAUGUGCUGGUGGUUCAGGGCGCAGAGGCCGGCGGCCACGGCAGAGCGCAUGACGGUGUCGGCUUGCAGGCGCUUUUCCCCGAGGUCUCCGACGCAACCCGCGAGAGCGGUAUCCCUCUCAUCGCGGCAGGCGGCAUCGCAGAUGGACGGGGCCUCGCAGCCGCGCUGUGCCUCGGGGCCGCGGGUGGCGCCAUGGGCACCCGACUGCUGGCCGCCAAGGAGACUCGCAUCCGCAAGGGCUACCAGGACGAGGUUGUGCGCGCCAGCGACAGCGCGGCGUCGACGGUGCGCACGCACUUGUACAAUCAUCUCCGAGGUACCUAUGGCUGGCCUGAGCAGUUCGCGCCGCGGGCCCUCAUCAAUAAGAGCUGGACCGACCAUCAAGCGGGCGUCCCUUUUGAAAAGUUAAAGGAGCGGCAUGACGAGGCUGCCAAGUCUGGGGAUGCAGGUUGGGGCCCAGAGGGUCGACUUGCGACCUAUGUUGGCGCGGCUGUUGGCCUAGUUCGCCAAGUCAAGCCCGCUGCAUCCAUUAUUGCGGAAACUCGGGACGAGGCUAGAACCAUGUUGACCAUGAAUAGUAACAUGUAA